GAUAUUACUGCGAUAUUUAACUGAUUGCAGUGUAUUACUUAAAUGCAAUGUUUUUCAACAUUGUUGCUGGCAUUGUGUUUUAUAUAUAUAGAACUGAAACAAGUCUAUUCUUACUACAAUACAUCUGAAAAGGUUGCAUAACUCACAUGUACGAAUAUACCACAGUUAAUAUGUAUAAGGUGUUUGGCAUUACUCUUGUCAGUCUUGGAAUAUGUUUCUUCUCAGACCCUGUAACAGUUGAUGCUAUUAAACUAUCAGGAUUGUAUCUGUGCCAGCCAGGAGCUUUGGUCUUUACCCUACUUGGCUUCUUGUUGAUACCGACUUCAAUAUUUGGUUUCUAUAUUGAUUCGCACAAAGAAACAGUAAUGAUGUAUUUGGGAUUUCUUUUUGUGAUACUUACGUUUCAACUUGAGUAUUCAAUUCUGGCUUUUACAGAAAAAGACACGUUACGUACACGAAUUAAUAAGAGCAUGGUGGUAGAAGAACACUCACUUGCAUCACUGAAUAAUACCGACUUGGUAAAGUAUGAAAAUGAGUUGAAGUGUUGCGGUAAGACAAGGGGUUGCAUGGACUGGGAGAUAGGUUCGUCAAGCUUUGGUUGUGGAUGCGAUCCUAAUACAGAGUCUCGGGAUUACUGUGAUCAUGCUUCUGCACAAAUGUGCAAAGGGGAUAAUAAUAAUGAAACCCGGUCGACCUUUAUUUACACACAGCCAUGCUCGGAUGUUGUUUUCCAGACCAUUUCAUACAACUUGUCCGUAUACGGGGGGGUUGGAAUAACUGCUACCAUUUUUGAAAUUUUCUCUGUGUUUGCGGCAUUGAAAAGACGUUUUGAAAAUUGACAACUUAUUCAUGGAGUUUUGUAUAUAGACAUAUUCGCCGAGUGUU
Molecule: messenger RNA, 885 nt
Organism: Ciona intestinalis (vase tunicate)
Lineage: Eukaryota; Metazoa; Chordata; Ascidiacea; Phlebobranchia; Cionidae
Source: RefSeq, a predicted model, not a curated record